AUAGUUUGGCAUUCGGCAUAUGUAAAUGAUAAAGAUAAGUUGUUUACAUUGAAAAUGAGCAACCCAGAAAAUAUAGUUAAUUUUGUGACGACGAUUGCUAAAAUUGCGCAUAUAGUAAAUACGGCUAAUGAGUUGUACAAGAAGCUACCUGAAAGCAACAGACGGUUGAACAAGGAACUACAUGAAAGCAACAGACGGUUGAACAAGAAACUACAUGGAAGCAACAGUAGGAAGAAUAAGCGUCCGGUUAACUUUACACACCAAGCAGAAGUUUUCUUUGAAAUCGAUGCUAAGCAGCUAAAAGAAUACGAUGAAAAUUUUUUCAAAUCUACUACUAUGAAUGCUGCUAGCUUCAGUUUAUUAUUAUCACGAUUAAGAAAAGGAAUGAUGCGAUGGUCCAAAGGGAAGGCAGUUGCGCCCGAAAGGCGUUUGGCUAUAACAUUAAUGUUUUUGGCAGAAGGAUGUAAUUUUCGUGUUAUUUCACAGGCAUACAAUCUUGGACAUACAACAAUACGAAAAAUCAUAUAUGAAACAUGUGACGCUAUUUGGGAAGAAUUACAUUUUGACUAUUUGUCACCUCCAAACGUAAGCGAACUUAAAGACAUUGCAGAAAAGUUUUAUGCAAAGACUGGCAUGCCGAAUUGCAUGGGAGCUAUAAAUGCAAAGCACAUUCAUAUAUCAAGGCCAAAAGACGGUGGAUCUUUGUACUACAAUUUCAGAAAAAGUUUUAGCGUUGCCAUAAUGGCAGUGUGUGAUGCUGAUUACGUGUUCAGACAUGUAGACGUCGGGGCGGAAGGAAGCCGAAGUGAUGGAAUACUUGCGCGCAGUGCCUUUGGCAGAAAACUGCUGGAUGGCACUCUAGAAGUUCCACGUGACACAAACUUACCGGGUACAUCAACUAGCUUUCCGUAUUAUUACGUCGGGGACAGUUCGUAUCCACUGAAACCAAAUUUAAUGCGACCAUUUCCCGGCCGCAAUUUACCAGCAGAUAAAGAAAAAUAUAACAGAGCAUUUUCUAAGGCGCGAGAGCACAUAGAAAACGCUUACGGAAUUUUGGCAAAUCGCUGGAGAGUGCUCCAGACAACAAUACAUGCUAGCCCAAAUAAUACAGAGAAAAUUGUUUUAGCGACAAUAUUACUUCAUAACUUUUUAAUGUUACAAAAUGACACGGACUACUUCACACUUGAACUUGUAGACCACACAGUAGGCAAUCAAGAAAUAAACGGCCGUUGGCGAGAGGAUGCAAAUUUCCUUAAAACGUUUCAACUAGGAAUUUGUAAUCGCUCAUCGACACACUCAUUUCAGUUGCGUGAAAAACUAAAAGAAUUUAUUUCAAGUAAUGCUGUGUAAUAUUGAUAAUUUUCAUAUAAUAUUAUAUUUGU
Messenger RNA from Bactrocera tryoni, 1382 nucleotides. RefSeq names its product protein ALP1-like. NCBI's taxonomy places the organism in Eukaryota, Metazoa, Arthropoda, Insecta, Diptera, Tephritidae. The transcript is spliced from 2 exons. Bases 55 to 1350 code for a protein of 431 amino acids. The record is from RefSeq and is a predicted model, not a curated record.